CAAGCAACAUAAUCAUGUACUAAACUCAUUUUUUUCAACUGUGCUAAAUUUUUGCGCGUACUAAACAGCUGUUGCGUUUUCAGGGUGACCACACGACGAUUAAAUGCAGUGCUGCCAGAUGUUUUUGCUACUGCCGCCGCCCACUUCACGUCUGUUCGACAAAUCAAAACAUUCAGACACAAUAAUAUGCCGCUUGUUGUUGCUAGCAUUCGCCGAGUCAACGCAAUGGUGUACGUGUACUUGCAACCCUCCAGGAGUCGCCGUCACCCAGCUGCAUUGCAGUUGUUGUCUGUGCACGCGGCGCAAGGACGCUAAAACACAAAUUUCCAUCAACAACAAAAAUCUGAAUAUCGCUUCCGUCCAAAACUGAAACGAUUACAGGUCCAAUACGGUGUCAAAGGGCAAGGUGCAGAGUUCAGCUAACCAAUCGAUGCCCCACUGCCACACAAUGGUCUAUUUGCGCAUUGUGCUCACCACGCUGGUGAUAAUAACGUGCCUGCUCGGCGACAAUUUCGUGGAGCUGACACAGCAUCCGCUGCUGAAGGCCCUGGCAGACAAUGCCACGCAUGCCGCGAUUGGCGCUCUGACGGGCAUCGCAUUUGCCAUGCAGUUCUAUGAGCGCACAACUCAGCUAUUCGGCUGGAUAUUGAUUUUCAGCUGCUUUGUGGUCUCCUCGUUUAUUGAUCUGGAUCAUUUUAUAGAGGCGCGCUCGCUCUACUUGGAGGAUGCCACCAAUCUGUCGCGACGGCCAUUCUUGCACUGCUCAAGCAUUGUGCUGGCCAUGCUGUUAUUUUAUAUAUGCACCGCGUGCCUGAAUUACUUCCGCAGCAGCUUGCUUCUGGGCGCCCUGCUUUGUGCAUUUAUUACGCAUCAUACGAGGGACGCUGUGCGACGAGGAUAUUGGAUUUGGCCCUUCUACGACCAUACAGACCGCAUACCGCAGCUGGCCUACAUUGUUGGCACGGUUCUUACGCCCUAUCUGCUGGGCUAUUUGCACAACGUUUGCCGAAGUACUUUGGUCAUCAACUUCUUGGGUCAAUAUGUUAAGCUUAGUGAAAGUAAUUAUCGAAGUGGCUACGACUCAGCCGUUGCAUAUCGCUAUUUGCAGCAGGUGUAAGUCUAUGAUACGAUAACUGAACAAUUAAUAUGGAACUGCUACAACAAAUGCUUUUUAGGCUUCAAGCAAAAUAAGUUAGCUUUAAGGAAAACUAGACACAAUAGCUUCCAUAUGACAGGAGACUAUUUUAUUACAAAUCCAUAUGAAGCAUAUACGAAUACAUUAAGGAGGUUUUUACUCAUACCCAGCACAAAGACAAUAUCCAAAUUAUGUGAUAUUUUAGCAUAGGUCUGUAGCUCAUAUUGUUAGUCUAGCGCACAACUAAUCGAUUGAGAAUUUUCAAUUUUAACAUAUAUUAUCACAGGCAAAAACCCAUUACAAUUAUUAGAGCUAAGAAAGGAUUUUAAUUAAUGAAUGCUAAAGGGAAAAUUUAUAAAUUGCUGUUGCAUCAGCACAAAAAGACAGUGGAUAGUUAAUGUGACUAAGAUGGUAAAAUUUCAAGUAUUAAACACGCUAUUAAAUCACGA
Messenger RNA from Drosophila virilis, 1584 nucleotides. Its product is annotated as transmembrane protein 267. Lineage: Eukaryota; Metazoa; Arthropoda; Insecta; Diptera; Drosophilidae. The record is from RefSeq and is a predicted model, not a curated record.